ACGUCCUCGGGAACGAAGAAGCUCAACAAAAAGGACAUAUACCCAACUAUUCGCCACAUCGCAAGAGUUGAAGCAAUCAUGCCACAUGAAGAGCGAUCCUCCUCGUUCUCUGAAACACAUCAACAACAAGAUUCCACCACUCCCGAACAAACCGACCAAACAACAAGUGACGAUGAACGACAUCAUGAAGCCAGACAGAACGAUCCCACAACAGAAACCUGCUCUGCCCUCAUAACACCCACAUCCACCUCAGACCUCAACGCCAUCGAACCCCCUCCCGACGGCGGCUACGCCUGGAUCGUCUGCCUAGCCCUCUCCACCACAAACUUCUUCACCUGGGGCGUAGCAGCCUCCUACGGCGUCUACAUUUCCCACUACCUCUCCACCCCAACCUACUUCCCCUCCGCCCGCCCUCUCGACUACGCUCUAAUCGGCGGUCUAGAAUUCGGCGUCGCAAUGAUAAUUUCCCCCUUAUGCACAAUCCUCACCCGCGAAUUAGGGAGAAGUUAUGUCAUGUUAACAGGUUGCGUAGUUUUUGCCGGAGGAUUCAUCGCUGCGAGUUUUGCGAGUGAGAUUUGGCAGUUGUAUUUAAGUCAGGGAGUUCUAGUCGGGUUGGGCUUAGGUGCGAUCUUUAUACCUAGUAUUCAAGUUCUACCGCAGUGGUUUGAAAAGAGGAGGAGUUUAGCUGCGGGGAUCACGAGUGCUGGGUCCGGGUUUGGGGGUUUGACGUUUAGUUUGGGGACAAAUGCGAUGAUUGAACGGAUAAGUCUUGGGUGGGCGUUGAGGAUUACGGGGAUUUUGUGUUUGGUGGGGAAUGUGAGUGCGACGUUGUUGGUGAGGGAUCGGAAUCAUGUGGUGAAGCCGCCGCAGUUGGGGUUUGCGACGCAUUUGUUGAAGAGAUAUGAGUGUUUGUUGUUGCUUGGCUGGAAUUUUUUGAAUCUUUUUGGGUAUAUGGCUCUGUUGUAUAGUUUGAGUAGUUAUGCUGUGGAGGUUGUGGGGCUUACGCAGGCGCAAGCGAGUACUCUGACUGCGAUUUUGAAUCUUGGAACGGGAAUUGGGAGGCCUGCUAUUGGGUUUGUUAGUGAUCGACUUGGGAGGAUUGAAGUUGCGGCGUGUGCUACGCUCUUCAAUGCGGUGAUGAUAUUUGCGGUCUGGAUUCCAGGGAACAGCUACGGAGUCUUGCUGUUUUUCGCAUUUGUCUCUGGUGCUUUCAUUGGAACCUUCUGGAUGACGAUUGGGCCGCUUUGCGCAGAGGUUGCUGGUCUUGCUGAGGUACCUUCGUUCCUCUCACUGCAUUGGCUGACUACAGUCUUGCCGACGACGUUUGCUGAAGUUAUUGCGCUUUACUUGCGAAGACCGAGGAUGGGUCGAUGGGCAUAUCUGCAUCCUCAAGUCUUUGCCGGCACCAUGUAUCUGGUGGCCUCUCUCUUCAUGUUCGAGCUGUGGAGGGUAAAACGGCGGGAUCGAAGGCUCAGUAGGCAGCCGUAGUCGCAGAAACAUCGGUAACUCGAGAACUUCCUGUCAACUCCCAAGCGGUGAGCAUUUUGCUUUCUUGGCGUUGGUUCUUGCCGCGCUUCGGUGAAAGAGUUUGCGGUUUAUUGUGGUCGCAUGAUGUGUGACUUGUCGCAGAAAAGGUGUAAAGUCUCACGUGGAGAUUCUGUUAGACAGCCGUUGUACGGCUGUAGCCUGCAACACGAGCCGAGUCCACGCCGUUCUUGGUGACGUUGCAAGUCACCCGACGCCAUAUCGUCGCAUCGAUCUAGGCUCAACAGUUUCAGUGUGCAUAGUUCGAGACCUAAGACCAGUGACAUGUGUAUUCCCGGGUU
Molecule: messenger RNA, 1826 nt
Organism: Cercospora beticola
Lineage: Eukaryota; Fungi; Ascomycota; Dothideomycetes; Mycosphaerellales; Mycosphaerellaceae
Product: MCT family MFS transporter
Biological process (GO): transmembrane transport
Cellular component (GO): membrane
Molecular function (GO): transmembrane transporter activity
Source: RefSeq, a predicted model, not a curated record